GUCCCGGUGUGUGCAGGGGAGCUCCUCGCCAGCGGUCCGCAGGGCUGGAGACCCACGCCGUGGAGAGGACCAACCUCAGGUGGCCCCGCCUGGGCCCGCGCCCCGACCUCGCUGCCCCCGCCUAGCCUCUCUGCCCGUAGCGCAGACCGCCGCCUUGGCCUCGGGGGUAGGGCAUGGGCGGCCCCCGCCAGAUCUCCCGGCGCCUGUACUAACUGACCUGGCUCUGGCCUUCGAGCCCGAAGCCUCUUCUGCACGCACAACGUAGGCAGUAAUCCUGAAACCAGCGGGCACCACAGACCAGCUGCAGCCACCCCAACCCAGGGAUCACUUCCGGACCCCUCGACCGCCCGGCACCAGCGCGCACGGUGCCCUUCAGCCGGCGACCAGAGUCCAGUCCCAGUCGCGAGGCCACCGCCGCUGCCCGCCUCGAGCUGCACCACGCGGGCUGAGCCGUCGGCGAGCGGGUCACUCCCGAGCUUCUGUCUGCACCGCGCCAGACCCAGACAACGGACGCCGAGCCUCCAGCGCGCGCCAGCCUGGGCCGCCUCUCCGGGCCAGCCUGUGAGGAUCCCCUGAGCUCUCCGCAGAGGGGCCGAGCGUCGGUUCCGGAGACCCCAGGCCCGCCCCCGCCCCACGACAACUGUAGGGAUCCAGAGCCCGGGGGUGCGGGACGGCCGCGCCAUGACGGCCGAGAGCGGGCCGCCGCCGCCGCCGCAGCCGGAGGUGCUGGCUGCCGUGAAGGAAGAGCGCGGCCAGACGGCGGCAGGGGCCGGGGUCCCAGGGGAGGCCGCGGGCCGCGGGGCGGGCGGGCGGCGCCGCAAGCGCCCCCUGCAGCGCGGGAAGCCGCCCUACAGCUACAUUGCGCUCAUUGCCAUGGCCAUCGCGCACGCGCCCGAGCGCCGCCUCACGCUGGGCGGCAUCUACAAGUUCAUCACCGAGCGCUUCCCCUUCUACCGCGACAACCCCAAAAAGUGGCAGAAUAGCAUCCGCCACAACCUCACGCUCAACGACUGCUUCCUCAAGAUCCCGCGCGAGGCCGGUCGCCCGGGUAAGGGCAACUACUGGGCGCUCGACCCCAACGCGGAGGACAUGUUCGAGAGCGGCAGCUUCCUGCGCCGCCGCAAGCGCUUCAAGCGCUCUGACCUCUCCACCUACCCGGCCUACAUGCACGACGCGGCGGCCGCCGCAGCAGCCGCCGCCGCUGCCGCCGCAGCCGCCAUCUUCCCGGGCGCAGUGCCCGCCGCGCGCCCGCCCUACCCGGGCGCCGUCUAUGCAGGCUACGCACCGCCGUCGCUGGCGGCGCCGCCUCCAGUCUACUACCCCGCGGCGUCGCCCGGCCCUUGCCGCGUCUUCGGCCUGGUUCCUGAGCGGCCGCUCAGUCCAGAGCUGGGGCCCGCACCGUCGGGGUCGGGCGGCUCUUGCGCCUUUGCCUCCGCAGGCGCCUCUGCUACCACCACCGGCUACCAGCCCGCCGGCUGCACCGGAGCCCGGCCGGCCAACCCCUCGGCCUAUGCGGCUGCCUACGCGGGCCCCGACGGCGCGUACCCGCAGGGCGCCGGCAGUACGAUCUUUGCCGCUGCUGGCCGCCUGGCGGGACCCGCUUCACCCUCCGCGGGCGGCAGCAGUGGCAGCGUGGAAACCGCGGUGGACUUCUACGGGCGCACGUCGCCCGGCCAGUUCGGAGCGCUGGCGCCGUGCUACAACCCUGGAGGGCAGCUCGGAGGGGCCAGUGCAGGCGCCUACCAUGCUCGCCAUGCUGCCGCCUAUCCCGGUGGCAUAGAUCGGUUCGUGUCUGCCAUGUGAGCCGAGCGUAGAGAUGAAAACUCAAGACACGUCGGCUGUUCACACUUUCCCCACAACCUGAGAACAGGAAUGGAGAGAGGACUCAAUUGGGACCCAAGUGGAAAAGACUGAGCAGGCCACAGAGGCUCGGGUCUCCCCGCGCACAGCGUAGGCACCCGGUGUACUCUGUAAAUGGAAGGAGGUGGGGCGAGGCAGCCAGAGCCCUUGGACUGGCACAGGGACCCUCGAUGGAGCGAAGCCCCCAAAGGGGAUGCUUUCUGGCAUUCCAUCGGAGAGGGUCCUUGGCGGUAACCAGAGGGCAGCGUAGUGUCAACACCAGAGACCAGGAUCCAAAUUGUGGGGAAUCAGUUUCUGCCUUCCAUGUGCUGCGGGAAACUCGGGCCUUUUUACGCGGUUCGGCCUCUAGUGCUUUUAACUGCGUUACUACAUUAAAAGGCUCCGGCAGCCAGCGCCUUUCUUCUUAAAGCGAGGACAAAUUUGCAAAAGAAGUAGCCUUCUUCUUUUUUAAAUGGGAGAAAUCUCUGCUCUGGUUGACCUGGGCUGGUUUUCCCUGUCUCUGAGAACUUGAGACCUUGCUCCGAGUUGAACUGUGUCUCAGCGCUCCAGUCCCAUCACCUGAACCUUCAGUCUCCCCCAUCUGUUACACGAGAGGGCUACAGGACUCUACCCACCGCUCCCGGGUUGUCAUUCAGGGCCCCAUCAUCUUGGAUGCUGCCCUGUGUAUUUGGCAGCAAUGGUGGACCACCCAGGGCCUCUGAGUAGCCACCCAAAGCUUAGCCGCUGUUCUAGGGAACGGAAAAGAGCUCAUGGCCAAGCAUCUAACCUAAAGUCCCAGGAUUGGCUCCAGGCAGCAAUUAUAUCAUAACUUAUUGAACUUUUGAGCAGGUUGUGCUGGCAAUUUCAUAGCUGUUACUGCCCAGUCAUAAAUCUGGUUUUCCAUUAUAAGGCAGCUAGAAAUACAUUCGUUCAUUUGUCCACUGUUUCUUGUCAUCACGCAGCCCUGGACCCAAUGGGUGAACUAAAGUUUAAGGAGAUGAGAGGACUCAGGGAGCCGGCUGGUGACACCUUUCAGUAGCUGGGGAGGGCUCUUCCAUCCUCAACACCCCCUGCUACACCUCAGUAGCCUCCCCAUGCAAAAAGAAAAGAGAAAAAUUAAGUUGGGGCAGUCAGUAAAGCGAGCUUUAGAAAGAAACUGGAAUUUUAACUUCAUUUUGUAUCUUGUUUAAGUAGUAGGCUCACUAAAAUCAGAGAAAGUCCAAUAACUCUCCCUCUUUCCCUUGAGAAAUCUUUAAGUUUCGAUUCUGGAGCAAAAAUUUUCAACAUUAAAUAUUUCACAGGCUCCAUUCACAGCUUUCAGAUAAACUGGAGUGUUCAGAUGGAUUGUUUUAAUAAAAAUGUUUGAGCAAGUGAGUUCUAGCAAGAGAAACUCAGCCUCUUUCUGUAUAAACUUAAUAAGGAAGGGUCGGGGUGUGAAAAAGAAGAUUGUAUGAAAAACAUUGGUAAUUUUUAUUUUUUAUUUUUGGGACUGCACUAUCCUGUUCAUGAAGACAUGUGAACUUGGUUCAGUCCAAAUGGGGAUUUGUAUAAAUCAGUGAUCUCCAUUAGAAAUACGGUGCAAGCCACAUAUGUAAUUUUAAAUUUUCUAGUAGCCACAUUAAUAAAGCAAAAAGAAACAGGUGAGGUUAAUUUGAAUGAUAUACUUAACCCAACAUAGCAAAAAAUUAUGAUUUCAACAUAUAAUCAACAUAAACAUUGAUAAAAAUUGAGAUGUUUUACUCUCUUUUCACAUGAAAGCUUUACAAUUUGGAGUGUUUUACACUUACAGCUUCUCUAAAUUUGGACUAGUCACCUGCCAGGUGUUCAGUAGCAACACUGUAUUGCACAGUGCGGGUCUAGGUGCUGGCCCUUCCUGGCUUUGGUGGUGGUACCUGGAAGCACUUGAGUGCUGACCCUGCCACGCCUGGGCCCAAAUUCCAGACCCAGCCUUGUGACCUUGGAAGAGUGCAGGUAUUGGGCCGCCCUCCUCUUCCUAUGAACUUUUGCAGGUAUGGAGUUCAAGGGUUCUCCACCAUGCAGCUAUACAAGCUGGCUGUCCCAGGUGCAGAGGUCAGGAUGACUUGCCUGGUUGGGAAGCAUGGGAAAGUAAGAGUCCUCCACCCAGGAGUUUUGUUCUGGGCUGUGGAAGAGCCCAGGCGAGGGACUGGGGCUGAAGAAGGCUGGUUUUUGCACCUAGUUAGUGCUACAGUUGAGCCUUUCUCUGUUUCCUAAUUAGCAAGUGCAGUGUUUUGACAGCACCAUUAAUCUUAAGCCAGUCCCUUCUUCUCUCGGGUCGUCAUUUGUGAAAUGGGAAUUUGUGACUGCUACCUCAGAUAAUUUUCCUGAAGUUAAACGAGAGGAGAGGUGAAAAGUGCUUUGUAAACUGUAAAGCGCAGGGCAUAGCAGGGUCGAAAGGCUUUAAAUAAGCGCUGCCUUCUAACAGAGCCUUCUGGAGUGUCGCGAUAAAGCCCCGGGAAGGAGAAAGACAGGGUGGGAAAGAGCGGGCGUUUUCGUCCCCCAUUCUACUUGUCAACUUGGGAGACAGGUAAGAUUGUGCCAAAGGCGAGGGUCAGCACCAGAAGAGAGAGGACGCUGCGGGGAGGGACCUGGGUGUGUGCUUCAGGAACCCCAAGGGACACGGAGACGCGCGAGGGUUGGGAUCAAGGCAUUGAAGACAGAGUGACAGCCCUUCUCGGCCUCCCGCCUAGACACCUAGAGCUCGCGCACUGCCCAGGCGGGCUGGGAAUGGGCGCCGCGCAGAGGAGCGAGUACCUUGGAGACAGUGCGCCCCGCCAGGGGCCUCACCCACAGCGGGGUCGCGGGCGGCCCCCUUAACCCGCGUGGCUGUGGGAUCCUGAGAACAUUCCGCUGUAUGUCUUGAAACUUUCUAACCCUAGGAAUUUGCAAACCUCUCCCAGUCCCUCAUCUAGGGGCUCAGAGACUGGAGGUGCCUUUCUUUUUUAUUUUUUUCUUCUUUAUUUUAUGAACACAGAAAAAUCGUUUGUCCCUCUCCGGGCCCUGCACCAGCCAGCGUCGUGUGCAGGCGCCCCCGGGCCGUGGAUAAUUAGACGCGUUCUUCCCUAAUUGCCCAAGGCUCGUUAGAAUUCUCCCUAGAGCUGUAUCAUGUAUUUUCUUUCAAAUUAACUUUGCUUGCAAUUAAGCUUAGGGAACCAGCAACAAAAGCAGACUUGGCCCGAGGUCGUUCACUGCGAAAAUGGAUUAGAGAACCUUCUUCCCCAAUUUAAGGGGAAAGAUUCCUGCGGCCAGCGCUUUGGGGGAAGUGCCCCGACCGCAGAGGCGACGACAGGGGAGCAGGAAGCUGCUCACGGGAGUCGGCGUUGGCGGCAGCGGUGGCCUUCCUCAUCUGGGCGAUGUGGGCUCCGAGAAGAGUCAGGAUAACGUCCUCGAAAUGACUUCUGUAUGGUUUGAGCCCAACUACACACCCAUGACUUGGAGCUGCCCUGUGGAGUUAUGGUUUACCAAACACAUUCAUGAACAUAAUCUCAUUUACUAAGAACUUUGUGAGAAUUUUCUUUUACUAAAAUGUUUUCUUAUUACAAAA
This is a messenger RNA of Rhinopithecus roxellana (golden snub-nosed monkey), 5401 nucleotides long. RefSeq names its product forkhead box E1 (gene FOXE1). The record is from RefSeq and is a predicted model, not a curated record. The transcript has a single exon. Lineage: Eukaryota; Metazoa; Chordata; Mammalia; Primates; Cercopithecidae. Bases 682 to 1803 code for a protein of 373 amino acids. Gene Ontology annotation, biological process: regulation of transcription by RNA polymerase II; cell differentiation; anatomical structure morphogenesis. Gene Ontology annotation, molecular function: DNA-binding transcription factor activity, RNA polymerase II-specific; RNA polymerase II cis-regulatory region sequence-specific DNA binding.